Penicillium waksmanii is the source of this 1116-nucleotide messenger RNA. RefSeq lists its product as uncharacterized. The coding region runs from base 1 to 1116 and encodes 371 amino acids. The transcript is spliced from 2 exons. Lineage: Eukaryota; Fungi; Ascomycota; Eurotiomycetes; Eurotiales; Aspergillaceae. The record is from RefSeq and is a predicted model, not a curated record.
AUGCCGUCUUUCUCCCCCUCCAUCCCGGCCUUGACUAGCGGCGACUCCUCGUCGAUCUCAUCGUUCGAUACAAACAACACCAGCAGCGAAGUCGCCGGCUCAGCCCGAGAAAAUGACUUCGGAGGCCCGGUAGGAAGGGAACCGCAAUCACGGCAUCGUCAGCGUCAGCAGCAACAUCAACAUCAACGACAGCGCCAGAGUAUCGACAGAGAGAGGGUGGCCGUGACGGUCACGUCGAAUAUAUCAGGGCCAGCGGGGUCUCGAGGUAGUACUAGAGCAGUGCGGUCUGUGACAUCGGGAUCGCAUUCAUCUUCGGCGUGGAGUAUUGCUGCGCCAUCCAUAUCCUCCGCCGCACCGUCGUUGCCUGCCACCCAUAACGAGGAUAGAGAUGCAGAUAUAAAUGUCGAGGGAGAUGGAAAUGGAAAUGGACUAGGGCACGCAGCAGGUGGAGCUGCAGGGAUUCCGGAUCCUCGCAUCUACACUUGUCUCUUCCACAUGCUUGACUGCCACGAGUCCUUCGACGACGAGAAUAACUGGACCACCCACUUCGUGGACGGUGACCCGAAUCCUCUCUCCUCGCCGGUCCCAGGCGCAGACGAGGAGGAGCAGGAAGUAUCGGAGGACGAGGCAGAGAAGAGAAACGGAAACACCCUCAUCUCCCCCUCCUCCUCCCCCCGUCGAACCUCAAUCCGCCGCGUCGACUCAGGAACCGACGUCCGCCCCGACGGACCCUAUACCCGAAUCGACAACGAGAUAGAUCUCCAACCCCACCAAAGCACAGCCUGGCCCAAACUCCUCGACCACGUAGCUGCGCACUACCGCACCGGCCAAACGCUAGCAGGCAGCCGGGCCGAUUUCGAGUUAAUGCGAUAUCUGUACGGACGUCGUAUCAUCUCCGACGCCCAGUUCAAGGCUAUGCAGCUUGCGCCUGCGCCGUCGAGUCCAGCUUAUCAUGCUUCGCAGGAUGGGGUUAGGGCUAGUAUUGGGUCUUCGGAUGAACCGUAUUGUGCGCCUUAUAGUCGGAGGAGGGAGGAGAGGUUGAGGGGUCAGCAGAAGGGUCUGGGGUUGGUGCUAGUGUUGGGGUUGUUUGAGGGGUGUCUGUGGUUGAUGAAGUAA